UGUUAUUAGAAAUGGCAUUAUUGCAAAAACUAAAAGAUCAAGGCUGGCACUUGACACAAGAAGGCCUAAAAAAAUUAACCACUGAAUUACAAACGGAAGAUGUGCAAAAAAUAAUUAAAGCUGCCUUGGAUUGGGACCUUAAGGAGAUUGGCGGCGGUGCCAUACCCAGUAAGCCGGAGAGCAAUGGCAACAUUCCGGGACGUAUUGUUUUGCAAAUGCAAAAAAUGCGAAACAUAUCGGCGCCAAAAGCUAAUGAAGAGUCGACAGCGGCACCUAGAUUUUUACAAUUGGAAUUGACGGAUGGCACCAACUCUAUUCUAGCGUUGGAGUUGGAACGCAUUCCAAAUCUUCAUCUAAAAGUACCACCAGGAACCAAACUCUAUUUCAAGGCUGAUAAGCUACAAUUAAUGCAAGGACUUUUAGUGUUGAAAGAAGCUGAGGUGCAAAUUCUGGGCGGCAAUGUCGAGCACAUGGUAGAGAAAUGGGAAUUGGCCCGGCAAAUGCAGAAAUAUGCCCGUAGUAAUCGACGACUGUCCGGGUCUGGUGGUCCACCACCAUGGAUUGACUUUGGAAAACGUUUGGAUGCCCAUCGUGACGCCCUACCGCAAGAUAAGAACUUUAAAAGCUUACAAGCCGCCACAGAAAAGGAUAAAAACUCCAAAGAAAAUGAUGAGUUCACUGCGUCGCGUACACAGGCCAUUGCAGAAGCAGCUAAGGCUGGCCAGAAGAAAGUUUUCGGCGGUGGCCAACAGAACAUUCUUGACCACAACGUCAAGAAGAUAUUGGAGAAGGGUUAUUCCGAAGAAGAUGCCAAAUAUGCCCUCAAGGCAACAAACAACAAUUUGGAAAGGGCUUUGUACAAUCUUAAAAGGCGAAAUAAGGGCACAGCUGAAAAUCCCACUAAAACAGCAACAGCCCCAGUUGGUAAUCAGCGCGGCCGGGGAUCGGCCAAAGAAGAAGUGGCUGCUGCAUCUAAGCCACAAACUAAUGUUUCCCUAUUCGACUUUUUAACAGACAAAUUACCCGCGACGGUUACCACUGAAACACCACCCGCUCAGACCGCCAAUAACAGUUCUCGAAACACUAAGGAGAUCACUAAAAGUAAAAGCAGUGAAAGCAACACGAAGCCGCAACCGAACACCUCCGCAAACAAGUUUGAAAAUAAUAUGUCUUCAAGUUUUGCUGCCAAUAGAGCCAAGCCCGAGGAAAAGACCAUCCCAUCUCAAAACCAACAAUCACAGAGAUCAAGUUAUAAUCAAAGAGAUGAACGCAAAUCCAACCCACCUAAUAAGCAAGGCAACCGUGGCAAUGAACGUGGUCGUAACAAUGCCCAAAAUAACGAAAGAAUUUCAAUUAACCAAUCGGCCAACAACAAUGAAGUUAAUGCUACUCCAACGACAAAUAAUGUCAACAACAAUGUCAGCAACGGUAACAACAACAAUACAACGUCGAAUACCAACUAUCGUACAAAUUUGAAUAGAAGAAAUGAUCGCAACGAAAGGCCACCACCGCCACGCAAGGAUCAAAGAGAUCAAACGACGAGGCCAUCGGCGGCCUCUGGAGGCGGCAAUUACCAGGGCAAUAGACGUAGUCAAGAGUAUAGAACCAAUGACAGCCGGCCUUAUCAGCAGCGUGACAACAAUAAUCGCAAUGCAAAUGAAAAUAAGAACGCCAGCAACUACCAGCAGAACCAACAAGCCAAGCCAGCCAGCAAUGUCGAUAUAGACAAACUUGUGGAGAGCACUUCAAAAAUGACUAUUCAAAACAAAAAGGAAACUACUUACAGUAGUUCGCAAAAUCGUGGAGGCAGACAUCAGAAUGCAUCCACGCGAUCCUCGAAUGCCCCACAAAACAAUUCACAACAAAAAUCGGCCAGCAAUCAAGUUCAGCAGAGUGGACAAUUUAUUGGUUCUCAAAAUUUCACCAACAAGACUACUCCAAAUUCUUCACCGCAAGUGGUUCCAGCAACGAAUCCCCAACAACAACCCCAGUCACAACAACAGCAGACCAACUAUGUGUCGCAAUUGCCCAAUGGAUUUGCAUAUGAUCCAAGCAAAAUAAUGGGCUUUCAAACCAAGGAAGCUAAUGAGUAUGCCAUGAAUCUAUUGAAGAGUCAAGGUUUGUUGCCCCAGCAAUCUCCAGUUGCUGGAACGCAAGGAACAGCACAGCCAACCCAAGUGCCACAACCCCCUCAACCACAACCACAGAUUAUAACCAACCCUCAAGCAGCACCUGCAGUGACUUAUAUAACUCCAAGUCCCAACAGUGGUUAUGUAGCGGCGCCACAACAGCAGUGCCCAAUGGAACCGUUCGGAAUGAUGCCUCAAGGCGGUGCCUGGCCUUGGAGAGUCGGUGAUUUAUGUAUGGCCAAGUAUUGGGAGGAUGGUAAUUAUUAUAAUGCCGAGAUAACGGGUGUAUCGGAAAAUACUUGCGUUGUUCUUUUCCUGGGUUAUGGCAACCACGAAGAAGUGGUUAAGACCGAUUGUUUACCAUUGCGGGAUGAAUCGCAUUAUCCUAUGAAUGCCUAUCAGGGAGGACCUCCGCCAACAGCAGUACAUGCUCCCAUGCAACAAUUACCUCCAACAUUUUUAGCAGCAAACAGUGCUGCUGGUAAUGGUGGUGUGGGAGGUGGCAGUAACCAACGUUAUCGCGGCGAACGUCAAAUGUACGUUCCACCCCCGAAAAGGGGCAACAACAACAAUUGACAUUUAAUGUCAAGCCAUAGCCAUGCCCACCCUACUUCGGUACCCGGAAACCCCACACACAAUCAAUAUCAUCCAAAUACUCAACAGCAGCAGCAUCAUCAGCCACAUCCACCGCCAUAUUUCUACAGUCUAAAAUGAGAUGCGUUUCUGAUU
Molecule: messenger RNA, 2858 nt
Organism: Musca vetustissima
Lineage: Eukaryota; Metazoa; Arthropoda; Insecta; Diptera; Muscidae
Gene: Tdrd3
Product: tudor domain-containing protein 3
Exons: 5
Coding region: 12-2705 (897 amino acids)
Biological process (GO): mRNA processing
Cellular component (GO): nucleus; cytoplasm
Molecular function (GO): RNA binding; protein binding
Source: RefSeq, a predicted model, not a curated record